UUUAAAUUCUAGGGUUUCUUCUAUUCUUCUUCGUCUUUCAUGGAUCUAUUGCAGGCAUACAAAGACAAGAACGCCGACGACGGCGAGGAUCAACGGAUGUCCGAUGACUCAUCACCGGACUCAUCCCCUCCACGUCUAUCUAUAGCACCGAAAUCUGCCGCUCCAAAAGUCGACGACACCAUGCUUUCCCUCACCGUUGCUGAGGCCAUCGCCAACAAAUCUCUAACCAAACCCCUCGACCCCACGCAACACGUGGUUUCCUUCAACCCGACCUACGAUCAGCUCUGGGCACCAAUCCAAGGCCCCGCACAUCCUUAUGCAAAAGAUGGCAUUGCUCAAGGUAUGCGUAAUCACAAACUAGGGUUUGUAGAAAAUGCUGCGAUUGAGCCCUUUGUCUUUGACGAACAGUAUAAUACUUUUUAUAAAUACGGUUAUGCUGCUGAUCCCUCUGCCUCGGCUGGGUAUAAUUAUGUUGGGGAUUUGGAUGCUUUGAAGCGAAACGAUGCGAUUUCGGUGUAUAAUAUACCACAACAUGAGCAGAAAAAGAGGAAGCUUGAGAAGAAGAAGGAAGCUUUGGAGAAGGAGGAGGGUGACGCGGAGGAGGUGGAUGAGGUAGAGGUUCAAAAUCCGGCGAGUGAUUCUUGGCUGCUGAGGAACAGGAAGAGUCCAUGGGCUGGAAAGAAAGAAGGGUUGCAGGGUGAAUUGAGUGAAGAACAAAAGAAGUACGCCGAGGAUUAUGCCAAAAAGAAAGGUGAGGAGAGAGAUGGGAAUAAAGACAAGGGUGAGGCUAUGUCAGAUAAGAGCACGUUUCAUGGGAAAGAGGAGAAGGAUUAUCAAGGUAGGUCUUGGAUUGCACCUCCUAAAGAUGCCAAAGCCUCGAAUGAUCAUUGUUAUAUACCAAAGAGAUUGGUGCAUACCUGGAGUGGUCACACGAAGGGUGUUUCAGCUAUUCGGUUCUUCCCUAAGCAUGGUCACUUGAUUUUGUCAGCUGGGAUGGAUAGCAAGGUGAAGAUAUGGGACGUAUUCAAUUCGGGCAAGUGUAUGAGGACUUAUAUGGGGCACUCUAAGGCGGUUCGUGAUAUAUCCUUUUGUAAUGAUGGAUCUAAAUUUUUGACUGCUGGGUAUGACAAGAAUAUCAAGUAUUGGGAUACUGAAACAGGGCAGGUGAUAUCAACGUUUUCGACAGGGAAGAUACCGUAUGUGGUUAAGUUGAAUCCGGAUGAUGAUAAGCAAAAUAUUCUUUUAGCAGGUAUGAGUGAUAAGAAGAUUGUUCAAUGGGAUGUAAACACUGGGCAAAUUACUCAGGAGUAUGAUCAACAUUUGGGUGCAGUGAAUACAAUAACAUUUGUUGAUAAUAACAGAAGAUUUGUCACUUCUAGUGAUGAUAAAUCUCUUCGUGUAUGGGAAUUUGGUAUUCCUGUUGUUAUAAAGUAUAUAAGUGAACCUCAUAUGCACUCUAUGCCAUCUAUUUCACUUCAUCCCAAUGGAAACUGGUUGGCAGCACAGAGUUUGGAUAAUCAGAUUCUAAUCUAUAGCACUAGGGAGAGAUUUCAGCUCAACAAGAAAAAGAGGUUUGCUGGGCAUAUUGUGGCUGGGUAUGCUUGCCAAGUGAAUUUCUCACCAGAUGGCCGCUUUGUCAUGUCUGGGGAUGGUGAAGGUAAAUGCUGGUUUUGGGAUUGGAAGAGUUGCAAAGUCUUCAGAACUCUCAAGUGCCACGAUGGAGUUUGCAUUGGUGCUGAGUGGCAUCCAUUGGAACAAAGUAAAGUUGCUACAUGUGGAUGGGACGGCUUGAUCAAAUACUGGGACUAGUUCUUGGCGAAUGUUUCAUCAUACCGUUUCGGUUACUUACUAAAGCUUCGUUAGAGCUUGCAAACCCAACAGCUGUAAAAGGGAAUCCGGAGUUUUUCCAGAAGCAACGAGGCGAAAGGGUCCAAGUUGUCAACUGUAUCAUGAAUGUAGCUGAUAGGAAUAGGUUACAACUUGUGUUUUACUUCAAACUGCAUUGUCUUUUAUAUGGUUUUGAGGCCAUGCUUGUGGUAACAACUUUUGUAAUUUAUUGGGUGGUUCUGUUUCUG
This is a messenger RNA of Cynara cardunculus var. scolymus (artichoke), 2075 nucleotides long. Its product is annotated as pre-mRNA-processing factor 17. Gene Ontology annotation, molecular function: protein binding; mRNA binding. Lineage: Eukaryota; Viridiplantae; Streptophyta; Magnoliopsida; Asterales; Asteraceae. Gene Ontology annotation, biological process: mRNA splicing, via spliceosome. The transcript has 2 exons. The coding region runs from base 40 to 1809 and encodes 589 amino acids. The record is from RefSeq and is a predicted model, not a curated record. Gene Ontology annotation, cellular component: catalytic step 2 spliceosome.